UUUUCUCUUUCUCCAAACUUGCUCAACUAAUUUCAUUCAAUGCUUCAAUUUAAAGUCCACCUCUUUUCUCUGCACAAAUUAGUUGGGAAGAAAGCUUUUCUAUAGUGGUAUUUCACUUAUUGUCCUUUUGCUAUGCAUUUAUUGUAUCAAAAAAAAAUUAGAUGGUGAAAUUCAAGAAACAGUCUGUCACUUAGUUAUUACUACUCAAUUCUACUUCAACUACUAUAAUUAAUUCUCUUUUCCUAUAAAUUCUCUUCAUUUUAUAUCUUUUUUCUACUACUCCAUACAAUUUUUUUUUUUAUAAUAAUCAUAUGGAUAUUGCUAUAGCUUUGUUCUUGUUUAGUUUCAUAACAUGUUAUCUGCUAUGGUUCACUUUCAUAUCAAGAUCUUUAAAGGGUCCACGUGUCUGGCCCUUAUUGGGCAGUUUACCGGGUUUGAUCGAAAACUCGGAACGUAUGCAUGACUGGAUAGUAGACAAUCUCCGCGCGUGUGGUGGCACGUACCAGACAUGCAUAUGUGCAAUACCCUUUUUGGCUAGGAAACAAGGGCUCGUGACGGUCACGUGCGACCCAAAGAAUUUGGAGCAUAUAUUGAAGACCCGAUUUGAGAAUUACCCGAAAGGUCCGACUUGGCAAGCUGUUUUUCAUGAGCUGCUUGGACAAGGGAUUUUUAAUUCUGAUGGUGACACGUGGCUUUUUCAAAGGAAGACGGCUGCGCUCGAGUUUACUACGCGAACGUUACGCCAAGCUAUGGCCCGAUGGGUUAAUCGGGCCAUACAGCUUAGGUUUUGUCCGAUUCUUAAAACGGCUCAGGUUGAAGGGAAGCCGGUUGAUUUGCAAGAUCUAUUGCUUCGGCUUACUUUUGAUAAUAUUUGCGGCUUGGCUUUUGGUAAGGACCCGCAGACGUUGGCUCCCGGCUUACCCGAUAAUACGUUUUCAUCGGCUUUUGAUCGAGCCACGGAGGCGUCGCUGCAGCGGUUUAUACUGCCAGAAGUUGUGUGGAAGCUGAAGAAAUGGCUUGGGCUUGGAAUGGAAGUCAGCUUGAGCCGAAGCCUUGUACAGCUGGACAAAUACAUGUCUGACAUCAUCAAUACACGUAAGCUUGAGUUGAUGAGUCAGCAAAAAGAUGGAAAUCCACAUGAUGACUUGUUAUCAAGGUUUAUGAAGAAAAAAGAAUCAUACACGGACAAGUUCUUGCAACACGUGGCACUUAAUUUCAUCCUAGCUGGACGUGACACGUCAUCGGUCGCGUUGAGUUGGUUUUUCUGGUUGGUCAUUCAAAAUCCAGUAGUUGAACAAAAAAUCUUACAAGAAAUAUCCACGGUCUUGGUUGAGACACGUGGCAGUGACACGUCAUCAUGGCUCGAGGAGCCGUUAGCGUUCGAGGAGGUUGAUCGGCUAACCUACUUGAAAGCUGCAUUGUCGGAAACUCUCCGGCUCUAUCCGUCGGUGCCGGAGGACUCGAAGCACGUGGUGGUCGAUGACGUGUUGCCGGACGGGACAUUUGUACCGGCUGGUUCGUCAGUAACAUAUUCAAUAUAUUCAGCCGGAAGAAUGAAGAGUACAUGGGGAGAAGAUUGUUUAGAAUUCAAACCCGAAAGAUGGUUAACCCUAGACGGUAAAAAGUUUGUUAUGCAUGAACAAUAUAAGUUUGUGGCAUUUAAUGCUGGUCCAAGGAUAUGUCUUGGGAAAGACUUGGCAUACUUGCAAAUGAAGUCGGUGGCGGCAGCAGUAUUGCUCCGCCACCGACUCACAGUGGCUCCAGGCCAUAAGGUGGAGCAAAAAAUGUCGUUGACGCUUUUUAUGAAAGACGGACUUAAAGUAGAUCUUCAUCCAAGAGACCUCACACCAUUCGUGAAUAGUGUAAAAGAGGUGCAAUUAAUCCAAAUAUUGAAUGGGGACAAAGAUGAAUGUUCAUAAUUAUGGAGAGAGAGGGAGUGGGGGUAGUUGAGGUGGAUUAAAGAAUGGUGUUGGAAAAUAUUGAUUGUAAGCUAAGUAUAGUUGAAUUGGUUGAGGUUAUUAUGGUGGUUGAAUUCUCACAUGAAUGCUCUUGGUAUUCAUGAUAUUAAGGUACAUCAUCACAUUCAUUGUGGGAGAAACUUUUUUUUGUUUUUAAUUUAUUUGUGGGUGUUAGUGGAACAGCUGGAAAUGAUUUUGAGGUUGAAGAGGAGGGACAUUUCUCAAUAAUUUUUUAUUUUAUUUUUACUAGUAAUAAGUUGUACAAGUACUAGCUAGAACUUUCUUUUUUUGCUUUAUAAUUAAUUAUUCUAGUAUCCUAAAAGCUGACCCCCUUUAUUUGUUCAUUUUACUUUGGUUGGUUGUUUACCUUCAAUUCUUUGUAUUUUCUACUUUUUUUUCACUCUUUUUUGGUAUGUGAAUUCUUUUGUAUCUUGUUAAGAUUUUUGAAUUAUGGUGUUUCUUU
Messenger RNA from Solanum verrucosum, 2421 nucleotides. Its product is annotated as cytochrome P450 86A8-like. The record is from RefSeq and is a predicted model, not a curated record. Bases 312 to 1919 code for a protein of 535 amino acids. Lineage: Eukaryota; Viridiplantae; Streptophyta; Magnoliopsida; Solanales; Solanaceae. Gene Ontology annotation, molecular function: monooxygenase activity; heme binding; oxidoreductase activity, acting on paired donors, with incorporation or reduction of molecular oxygen. The transcript has a single exon.